Molecule: messenger RNA, 1864 nt
Organism: Physeter macrocephalus (sperm whale)
Lineage: Eukaryota; Metazoa; Chordata; Mammalia; Artiodactyla; Physeteridae
Gene: FSAF1
Product: 40S small subunit processome assembly factor 1
Exons: 7
Coding region: 129-992 (287 amino acids)
Source: RefSeq, a predicted model, not a curated record
GGACGGAAGCCGCGCGGGAACCUGCAGCGCGCGCGUGCGCAGCACAUUGGAACCCGGAAGCGGGCGCCGCGCGCGACCGGAGUGCUGCGCGCUUGGCGCUGUCACGCUACGCCCGGCGGGGCCCCACGAUGGCGCAGGAGCCAGGGUUACCCGCCUCCGCGCCUCCUGGUUCUCAGGCCCUUCUGGACGUUCUGCUCCAGAACCUCUACGACCUUGGAGAGACGGAAGAUGAAGCAGAGCAGAAAAAGAUCAGAAAGAAAAGAGAGAAGAAAAGAGAUAUGGGGACCCCAGCGGCCUUGGUAGCAGAGCCAGAUCUCCAACCUGGAUCUCUUGUCAGAGGCCAGAGGAAGAGUGCUUCCAGCUUCUUCCAGGAACUCCAGGAAGAGCUGCAGGGUGUUGCCGCCGUGACCCCUGGCAGUUUCCCUUCAGGACCUGUAGUCUCUAGUGCUGCAGUAGCCCCCUCUCCCCUGAGGAACGACAGGGAACCAGUAGAAGUGGUGGAAUUUCACAGCAGAAGUAGAAACAGAAAACAGAAGCCCGAUCAAGAUGAGAACACAAAGACCAAAACUAGUAUCCUCGAGAAAGAUGUGGAUAUACAAGAAUUUAACUUAGAAAAGGCUCGUUUGGAAGUGCACCGGUUUGGGAUCACAGGUUAUGGAAAAGGAAAGGAGAGAGUCCUGGAGCGGGGACGUGCCAUUAUGCUGGGCGCUAAGCCUCCCAGAAAUAGUUAUGUGAAUUACAAGGUUUUGCAGGAGCAAAUCAAAGAAAAAAAGUCAGCAAAGGAAAAAGAAAAGAGAACGGCCCAGGACACAGAUAUUUUCAAGAAAAAGAAGAGGAAAGGACAGGAAGACAGGAAAUCCAAAAAGAAGAAAUCGGCUCCCAGUAUUUUGUCAAGUGGACGGAUUGGACAGGUUGGAAAAUUCAAAAAUGGGACACUGAUUCUGAGCCAAGUUGAUAUCAAAAAAAUAAAUUCUUCCAGAGUGGCUAAAUGAAGUACUUUAUAAAAUAAAGAGAGAAAUGGGAAAGUGCCAAUGUACUGAAACUGGACCCCUACAAGACUUCCAGAUUAUUCUUAUUUAUUUCAUAUUUCAUAGACUGCUCUUUUAUCUUAGGGAACAAAAUCAAAUUGAAAUAAUAAAGUUUCUGAUUUUUUUUUUUUUUUUUUUUUUUUUGGUGAUAACCAUGUUAGGCCAACUGCAAUGUAGAAUCUGAAGUAAAACUGAAACCGUGUAACUCAGAUUGGGACUUGAACCCAUGGUCUAUUUUUUUUUUUUUUUUUUUUUUUGCGGUACGCGGGCCUCUCACUGCUGUGGCCUCUCCCGCUGCGGAGCACAGGCUCCGGACGCGCAGGCUCAGCGGCAUGUGGGAUCCUCCCGGACCGGGGCACGAACCUGUGUCCCCCUGCAUCGGCAGGCGGACUCCCAACCCCUGCGCCACCAGGGAAGCCCCCGAACCCAUGGUCUUUUAACUGAGAUCACACACCUGGUCUCAAGACUUCAUGAAGCUCAGGUUCUUGAUGUCUCAUCACAGGAAGAAUUCAGCGAGAGACAAAGUGAUAGGUGAGAAGUGGAUUUAUUUAGAGAUCAACACACUCCACAGACAGAGUGUGGGCCAUCUCAGAAGGCGAGAGUGGCACCAGGGUUUGGGGUUGUCCAUUUUUACAGGGGUGGGUAAUUUCACAGGCUAAUCAGUGGUCAGAGUAUUCCAGCUCUUUUGGGGAAGGGGCGGGGAUUUCCAGGAAUUGGGCCGCCGCCCUCUUUUUGACCCUUGUGGUCUCUCUUGGAACUGUCAUGGCACCUGUGGGUGUGUCAUUUAGCUUGCUGAUGUGUUACUGUGAGCGUAUACUGGGGCUCAAGGUCUAGUG